Messenger RNA from Dipodomys spectabilis (banner-tailed kangaroo rat), 1041 nucleotides. Its product is annotated as erlin-2-B-like. The record is from RefSeq and is a predicted model, not a curated record. Gene Ontology annotation, cellular component: endoplasmic reticulum; endoplasmic reticulum membrane. Gene Ontology annotation, biological process: SREBP signaling pathway. Gene Ontology annotation, molecular function: ubiquitin protein ligase binding; cholesterol binding. Lineage: Eukaryota; Metazoa; Chordata; Mammalia; Rodentia; Heteromyidae.
AUGUCUUCAACCUUACUGCUCUCCGUCAUCGUCCUCUUAGUGAUUUUUGCGUCGUAUGGAUCGAAUAUUUCUUCGAAUAGCUUGAUGAUCUUGCACCAAGUACCGGAAGGGCAUGUCGGGGUGUACUGGAGAGGAGGUGCGCUUCUUCAGACGAUUACUAGUCCAGGUUUUCAUUGGAAGCUGCCUUUCAUAACCUAUUACGAGCCGGUUCAAGUGACUCUUCAGACUGAUCAGGUCAGGGAUAUUCCAUGUGGGACCAAAGGUGGUGUCAUGAUUAACUUUGAGAAGAUCGAGGUUGUAAAUCGGCUGCAUAAGGACCAUGUGUACGAUACACUGCUGAACUAUGGUGUGAAAUACGACCACACCUGGAUAUAUGACAAGAUUCAUCAUGAAAUCAAUCAGUUCUGUAGUUCGCAUUCUCUUCAACAAGUGUACAUUGAUGUAUUUGAUCAGAUAGAUGAAAAGAUGAAAGAAGCACUACAGGGUGAUUGCACUCGCUAUGCUCCUGGCAUUGAGAUUAUCAGUGUCAGAGUGACGAAACCAACCAUUCCUGAGAGCAUAAGGAGAAACUUUGAACAGAUGGAAGAAGAGCGUACCAAGGUGUUAAUUGCUAUAGAGAAACAGAAAGUAGCUGAGAGAGAGGCAGAGACAAUGAAGAAGAUGGCUAUCAGUGAAGCCGAGAAGAAUGCUAAUGUGAGCAAGAUCCUCAUGCAACAGAAGUUAAUGGAAAUGGACAGUUCUAGGAGGCAGCAGGAGAUUGAAAAUCACAUGUACAUGGCCCAUGAGAAGAGCCUCGCUGAUGCUGCUUUCUAUCGUGUUAUGAAAGAAGCUGAAGCAAACAAGUUGAAGCUUACUCCUGAGUUUCUUGAACUGAAGUUCAUUGAUGCCAUUGCUGUUAACACCAAAAUCUUCUUCGGAGACAAGGUCCCGAACAUGGUUCUCGAUCAGAGACUGCUAGGGAAUUUCCUCCAUAGGAUGUCCAAUGAGGUCAUCAAAGGAGGCAGCUCUGAAGAACACAUUCAGUCUGAGAGCAGCAUAUAA